Molecule: messenger RNA, 8803 nt
Organism: Pipra filicauda (Wire-tailed manakin)
Lineage: Eukaryota; Metazoa; Chordata; Aves; Passeriformes; Pipridae
Gene: FUT8
Product: fucosyltransferase 8
Exons: 13
Coding region: 684-2414 (576 amino acids)
Biological process (GO): protein N-linked glycosylation
Cellular component (GO): Golgi cisterna membrane
Molecular function (GO): glycoprotein 6-alpha-L-fucosyltransferase activity; protein binding
Source: RefSeq, a predicted model, not a curated record
CCCGUCCCCGCCGCCCGCUCCGCUCCGCGCCGGCGGGUUCCUGCUUCCGUCUCCUCCCCGCCGAGCGCCCCCGCCCUCCACGCCGCUCCCCCCGCCCGCCCCGCCGACUCCCCACGCCCGGCACCCUCGGCAGCGGCAAAGCGGGCUUCGCCAGCGGCGCCGGCACUCGGAUUCAGUGAGUUCUCUGCCAGCUACUUGAAACUGUAGAGCCAGCACUAAAAUAUGCAAGUGACUUCACUAAAAAGCUGGUCUGUGUGCUUCAGAAAUUGCUUGUACUGGAGAAGAGAACUACCUAUGCUUCAAAAUGGAAGUGAGGAAGAAGAGUCCCCAAAAGUAUUAAUUUGAAUAAAAAUUAUUGUUCUUAAUUACUAAUUUCACUGACUGCUGGAAUAGUGGAAUUGCAUGUUAACCUCCAACCUCCAUGAUGCAGUUGUGUUUAUUUCCUGCUGUUGUGGAGAGGAAUAUAAAUGAAGAAUGAUGCAAUAUUAAUGAUUUCUAUGUACAGCCUUAUAAGAAUCUUCUUUAAGGAGUUGCAGUAAGAUAAACACUGAAAAUAAUUUUUCUCUGGUACAAUGUGGUGAAGCAGAGGAAUUGAAAUUGUCCACCUUUGUACAAGCUAAGGACUUAAAAUGUUUGUUAUUUUGUGAGCAGAAGCAGUUCUGGAGUGAAUUGAACUUCUGAAAAUGCGGCCAUGGACUGGUUCCUGGCGUUGGAUUAUGCUUAUCCUCUUUGCUUGGGGAACUUUACUCUUUUAUAUUGGUGGACACCUGGUACGAGACAGUGAGCACCCAGAUCACUCUAGUCGUGAGUUAUCCAAGAUCCUCGCUAAACUUGAACGGUUAAAGCAGCAAAAUGAAGACUUAAGGCGGAUGGCAGAAUCUCUCAGGAUACCAGAUGGUCCCAUUGAUCAGGGACCAGCUGCAGGAAAGGUACAUGCUUUAGAGGAGCAACUUCUAAAGGCCAAAGAACAAAUAGAAAACUAUAAGAAGCGGACAGGAGAUGAAGGCCUUGGAAAAGACCAUGAAAUACUGAGGAGGAGGAUUGAAAAUGGGGCUAAGGAACUUUGGUUUUUCCUCCAGAGUGAGCUGAAGAAAUUGAAAAAUCUAGAAGGAAGUGAACUGCAAACACGCAUUGAUGAAUUUCUGUCUGAUUUGGGUCAUCAGGAAAGGUCAAUAAUGACCGACUUGUACUACCUCAGUCAAACAGAUGGAGCAGGAGAUUGGCGAGAAAAAGAGGCCAAAGAUCUAACAGAUUUGGUACAGAGGAGAAUAACUUAUUUACAGAACCCGAAGGAUUGCAGCAAAGCUAAGAAACUUGUGUGUAAUAUCAACAAAGGCUGUGGCUAUGGUUGUCAACUUCAUCAUGUAGUUUACUGCUUCAUGAUCGCUUACGGCACUCAGCGAACGCUUAUUUUGGAGUCCCAGAAUUGGCGCUAUGCUACCGGUGGCUGGGAGACUGUAUUUAGGCCCGUGAGCGAGACAUGUACUGACAGAUCAGGUUCCACCACUGGACACUGGUCAGGUGAGGCUAAUGAUAAGGAUGUUCAGGUGGUGGAACUUCCCAUUGUUGACAGCUUACACCCACGGCCACCUUAUUUACCCUUGGCUGUCCCUGAAGACUUGGCUGAUAGACUAAUUCGUGUACAUGGGGAUCCUGCAGUGUGGUGGGUUUCACAGUUUGUGAAAUACUUGAUUCGUCCACAGCCUUGGCUAGAAAAAGAAAUAGAGGAAGCCACAAGGAAACUUGGUUUCAAACAUCCAGUGAUCGGUGUUCACGUUCGAAGGACAGACAAAGUAGGAACAGAGGCAGCCUUUCAUCCGAUUGAAGAAUACAUGGUACAUGUUGAAGAGCGGUUUGAACUUCUCGCUCGCAGAAUGCAAGUUGAUAAAAAGAGAGUGUAUUUGGCUACAGAUGACCCUUCCUUGUUGCAAGAGGCAAAGUCUAAGUAUCCAAAUUAUGAAUUUAUCAGUGAUAACUCCAUAUCCUGGUCAGCAGGACUUCAUAACCGAUACACUGAAAACUCCCUCAGAGGUGUUAUUUUGGAUAUUCACUUUUUGUCUCAGGCAGACUUCCUGGUCUGUACGUUUUCGUCCCAGGUUUGUCGAGUUGCCUAUGAAAUUAUGCAGACGUUGCAUCCAGAUGCUUCAGCAUAUUUCCAUUCUUUGGAUGAUAUCUACUACUUUGGGGGACAGAAUGCUCACAACCAGAUUGCUAUUUAUGCUCAUCAUCCACGAACUGCUGAUGAAAUUCCCAUGGAACCUGGAGAUAUAAUUGGAGUAGCUGGAAAUCACUGGGAUGGUUAUUCAAAAGGCAUCAAUAGGAAAUUAGGAAGAACAGGCCUGUACCCAUCCUAUAAAGUUAAGGAGAAAAUUGAGACAGUCAAGUAUCCUACAUAUCCAGAGGCUGACAAGUAAAUUAAAAGGAAGACAUUCAGCAGUAAUUCUCAAUUUUGAUUGGUUCGAACCAGCCAACAACACACUAACUAAUGGUUUAUAUGGGAUUUGAAUUUGCAUUUUAACAUGGAGUUAAAAUCAAAGCCUUUGCAAUGAAACUGGAUAAGAAGCUGAGAACAAAUGGAUGGGCUAUUAUCUGAACUUUUAAACGUUUUUGUUAUAUGCACUCUCACACAUGCACACACAAACCCACAUGUAACAGGAAAACUGUUGUUUUAUACUUUUUGUCUCUUCAGGAUUUAUCCCAGUCAUUAGUCUUACGUGAGCUUUAGGCUCUUCUCUCUGCCAUUAAUUUACAAUAAUGUUCAGACUUAUAACACUGCCACAUUGUGUAAUAUGAGUGACAUGAACAUAUUUUGUAUGUGCAAAAUUUAAAACAUGGUGCCUAUAUUUGAAAAGUUUGUGACCUUUUUAGAAGAGCCAUGCCUAUUUCACAAUGGGCAAGAGUCAACUUUCAUCUGAUGUUACCGUGACCACUGAACUUGCUUCAAACAAGAUUCAGAUUUCAGACUAGAUUUCUUUACAAGUUUGGGGGUUUUUUUUUAGCAUUCCAUUGAUUACUUCUCAUCAUUAAUAAAAUAAAGGAUAAAUUCGACAAUAAAAUAGUCACUGUCUGUUAGGAACUUUUGUAAACAAUGCCAUGAACAGAUUCUUUAAUAGUGAUAAUGUUUCUGGACAUUGCUUUUGAUUGAGAAAAAAACCCAAAAACAACAACCUACAAAACCCACAAAAGAGGGAAAAAGUAGCUGGAGUUUCAUUGAAUUUUGAAACACUGUGUAGUACAACAGUUGUGUAGUGGCACAGUGCUGCUCAGUUUUGUGGACAGUAGGUAACAGCAGAAUGACUUCAGUGACUAAAUUUCUUACAUUUACUCUCUAGCACUAUUUUUUUACCUUCUGUGUUUCUUCCCUGAAAUUAAUUCAGGUUUUAGAGUAUUGUAGGUGGCCUCUUAUCUUUUUGGCAUUGAGUGUAGUUACUUUGAAGUAAAAUACUUCAGGUUAUCCCAUUUAUAGAACCCGUCAAUCUGGACUACUUUAAAAAAAAAAUCUAACAAUUUACCCCCAAAUAGUAGGUUUGAGAAAAAUAUACACAAGGAUGAAUUUUUAUGCAUGUCAUGAGGUUGUUAGUAAUUCUUAGUGUUUUGAAAUCUUUUGCUAGUCAGCUCUCUAUUAAGAAAAGAGAAAUCACAAAAUAAUUUUACAAACAAAUUCGUAGAUUUGGCGGUUGUGUAUAUAUAUAUAUACAUAAACAAAUAUAUAUAUAUAUGAAAUAAGGAAGAUAACAAGAGAUUGUUUCCAAAUAAGAAGAACAUUAAUAACGUUUUAUAUAGGCUCUAGUGCAAUUCAGUCUGGAUUACUGGAAGUGCAGAAAAUGUUUACUGUUCAGGGACUGAGAAAAUACCACGUGAGUAAAGAUUAAAAAAGCAUAGUUGGUUGACCUUAACAAAGCAAAAGUAUAUUUAAUUAUAUUUAUGAAUAGAUGAAGGAUAGUGUAAACAUAAUGAAUGGAGGCACUUGACCAUGAAUAAAUGUUAGGCUGAAAAAUAAAAGGAAAUCUCUGGUAGUGUGAAGUUCAGCAGCAGGCUUCCAAUUGAAAUAGUGGUGAAAUGGAACUGUAUUGGAAUGUGAAGGAAUUACAAAGUGGUACUCUGACAUUACUUGCAGGACUGAUCCUAUAGAUCCGUUCCAGUAACGUGUUCCUUAACUGGAAAACUGGUUUGUGUCUUGAAGAAGAGUAACAAAAUCUAAGCUGAAAACUUCUGUUGGAAAAAAGAUACAUUGAUCGUAGUAUUAAAUAGACAUAUCAGUGAAAAUGAGCAUAGAUACCACAUGAGAUUUAAAGACUAAUUGAAACAUAAUGGCAAAUGAGUAGGAGUGACCAAGAAAUGCUAAAGAUGAUGAAUUUUUGUGAUGAAAGAUGCCUAGGGUUAACUGGUGUUUCUGUAUCUUGGAACUAGAAGCGGCUUGAUGUUAUUUUCCUGUCUAAGUGAUUCUGAUAAAUUUUCCACUAACUUAGGCAAACAUGAUAUUUCAGAGGUACAAAGGUAGGGUAAAUUAUAAUUUUUUUAAAUUUUAUUUUGAAUUGUACAGAUAAAGCUAUUACUGCUUUCUUUUUCAGUUUGAAAAAAAAUAAUCCAAACUGAUGCACAUUUCUUCCUCAACAAUUAAAUCAAUUCAUUUUAUCUUUGGGAAAACUAAUUUAAUUGUUUCUCCACAAAUACUACAUUAUCUGUUUGAUAUUUAUAGAUUUUGAAAAGGUUUUAUUUUUUAAGCUCUUUACUUAUGACUUCAGAGCUCAUAAUUUCUUGCUCAUUUUUAGAGUGUGAUUCACAAAUAAGAUUCAUAAAUAAAUGAACAUAUGAAAAUUCCUCCAGAAUCAGGUAACUCAAUUGAAAAUACUACUAAAGAAGUUAAAUAACAGAACAUCUAGGAUGAGCCCAAAGGCAAGAGCAGAUCUUCUGAGAUGGAUGGCAAUGAGAGAACUGAAAACGCUGAUGUUAUAAAAUAUGUACCUAUACAGUGUGGCAAUUCCUCUGCAGACUAUAUCUGACAAAGUACUGGCAAGGUACACAUGCCUCCUUACAUAUUCUGAGUACCUAAUGAAUAAUUAGGUCAUCAUCUUUGAGAAAAUGAUCAUGAAAUGAUACAAAAUUAUAGAGUUACUGUUAAUAAUUCAGAAAUGUACUAAUGUAGAUACUAUGAUCUUAUUCCCCUGGGUCUUAUGAUCCUCUGGUGCGUAUAAUUCAGUAUGUCUCGGAGGAAGAAAUCUAGCAAUAUGCUGCUUGCUAGAUGCAUCUGUUUCUAGAGAUUUCUUUCAGUUAAGACUACCAGUUAAUUAUGUCUUGGAAUCCUGGGACAUUGGUACGCUAAAACUGAAUUUGUUUUAUAUUAAACAAAAUGAAUAUUUGAGACUUUAUUCUUGGUUACAAUGGAGUCCAGGUAACAUGUAACAUCCAUGGGUAAGUGGAAGAGAGAACCCCAGAUUUUUUAUUGUAGCUCACAGAAAAGUAAAAUAACAGGAAAUAAAAAUGUUGUCUUUAAUUCCUGAAAGAAAGCUGAAUCUUUUGAAGGUUGUGAACUCAUUAAGAUACUAGCUGGAAUGCUUGCAAGGAAGCAAGUGUACAUCAUGUUUCUUCUGUUCACCUUGUAGCUGUGCAACAGUCCAGUCAUGUAAUUUUUGCCUCAUACCGAACCACCUUCUCAGACAUCCAUAAAACAAAGAGCUUUCAUACUCUCUUAACUACUGUUUAAUUAAACUUUCCUCUUUAAGAAACAUUUGUAUGUGUGUGUGCAUGUUGUGUACAUAAAAACGAUAUGAACAGCACUGUUUUGUUCUUUGCUAUUUUACAUUAUCGCUGUCACAUUCUCUGUAAAAACUUACUUGCCAGGUAAAUGUAGUCUCUGGAAGCUCUCAUGCUGCUUACCAGUCAAGAAAUUUAUUCUGGGUUGUUCAGUUAACUAGUCUUCUGUGACAGUGGUCACCUGGGGUCAUCAUCUGUGGUUUGCUGCUACCACCAACCUGAAUUCUGUCCUUGAUUUGGCCUGUGGUCAAAUGCGUGGGAUUUACAAGCCUUCUCUACCAACAUCCUACCCAUGUGAACUGUUGAGUAUUAUGUAUUUCUUUAUGAAGGAUUAUGUUUUAUUUCAAAACUUUAAAAUAUUUUUAAAUGUUUAUCUUCAGAUAAGUCUUUUGUUUAUCCCUUCUAUCACUGAAUUUUAAGGAAGUUUUAAGGAAACCAUUGAGUUUUAAGGAAACCAUAAAGAUUUCUCUCCUAUACCAAUUUUUCAGAAAGGAGAACUGGUGAUAACUUUCUUACAGAGAGAUACUCACAAUGUAAAAGUUUCCUCCAUAAUGGGUUUUAUGUUUCUUUGGUAUGAAAUUAUAAAAUAAGGAUCUUGUCUUCUGAGCUAGGAACAUAAUAGAAAAUAAAUAGAACAUUUUCAUGAAAAAUUGUUGAUAGGGGGAGGGAGAUUUUCUUUCAUGCAAGUGGAGUAGCACUAUUUGAAAUUUUUUCCAAACAAUGAAUUGAGCUUGAUUUUUCCUCAUCAUUAGUUUCUUCACAAUGCAAUCUCUGAUGUGUCUGAGGAAUACAGGUAAAAAUAAUUUGCUUAGUCUGGGAGAUGGGGAGGAAAUAAUCUAAUAAGAAGACACAAAUAAACAUUUCAGUACUGGGUUAAGGCCCUCUGCCAGCGAAAUCAUUCUACUCUUUGCCAGAAAUACUUAGAAUUUGCAACCUUCAUUUUGAUUUUGCCUAAUACCAGUCCCAGUCACAUAUACAAAAGUCAUGCUGGUCAUAUUCUGAUCAUUGGUUGUUACUACGUAUAUUACAGUUUUAUUCCUAUUUUGGUGGCUUGGAAGCAGGUUGUCAAAGGGCACAAAAGGCUGUUUGGCUUUCUUAUUGUAUUGAACUAAAAUUGCAUUUUAAACUCACAAAAAUUCCAUUUACCUAAGGCGCCACUAGAAUUAUUAUUGUAGGCUACAGAUUUUGUCAAGGUCCUCUAUAUGCACCUGCAAGCAUAUCUGGAGCAAGACUGAAGCAAAGUAAGUUAGGUAUGAAUAUCAACUGUAUGCAGGUUAGACUUCAUAGUAUCCUGUUCAUUUCUAAAAAACAUGAAAUGUGGCACUGCAUGAUACAAAUAAGAGGAUAGUAAAAAAUUCCCAGAUCUGCAAAAAAAAGUUGCUAGUCUGCUUGAAUGCAUCACUGUGUACAAGAUUAUUCCAGAAUCUAAGUAUGUAAGACAGAAAUCUUCAACAUUACUCAAGAAUCCCAUCCACUGAUGUGUUUGCUGGUCUUAACCCCUUUUGGUACCAUGUUUGCUGUUCAGUGGAGUUCCUCUAUUUUGUGUGCUUGUUUCCUUUGACUUAUCUUGUCAGCAGAAUCCUAUUGCCACUGCGAAUCAAGCAAGUUUGGAUUAAUGCAAAGUCAUGACAACUUUUGCACAAAAAUGUCUUUACUGUUGCUCAAAAUUAACUUCACACUCUUAGGCUGACUCCUUAAGAGAUGCUGUUGAGGGAAGGAGCUGUCUCCACUGGACUAUACAUGUUUUAUAACUGCUGGCACACACAUGUACUGGUUUUACUUUCAGUUUUGCAUUAUUUUCUCACUUCAUAAAGACUUGAGAUUUUGCUUUCAUUUUGAUAUAUUUAUGAAGGUUUUCCUGGAGCACGGCGAGAUAAAGUCUCAACUAUCCUGCAUUUUCUUCAAGAAGUAUAACAGACCUUACCCUGUUUCCUCUAACUGCCUUAAAAACAUCCUUCAGUCGCACCAUUUUAAUAGAAUCAGAUAGAUCUAUGCUUCUGGAAGACUAUGGAGUUUUUUUACUCUUCCAAUAGCCUUGCUGCCUACUUGCAUUUGAUCCUGGCCUACCAUGGUUGUAGGAACCUUUGUCAAACCUUUCUGCUUUGCAUAUUUUGAUUUCCUUGCCUAGUGGUCAUUACUUGACUGAGAGUCCAAGGGACAAAGGUCUGUAUUUGGUUUUUCAUAAUAACAUGUGAAAUUGUAUUACUGGCAGAUUAUUUUUUUUAUGAAUUGCAUUUUUUGUUUUGUCCCUAAUUGGUAUAGUCAAGGAUUCAAAGAGUAAACACUGUAAUCUGAUGUGCCUGAGAAGUGUUUAGGGGGGCUUACAAGGCAUAGAAAUUCCUUAUGUAAUCAGGUUUACAGCUCAUAGCAUGACAAGUAUCUUGACUAGAUGAAAGAUGUAUUCCUAUAGAAUUCCCUGUUCAUUUUUGCCUACUGCUCAUUAUACACUUAUGCCUGCAGCUUAGUUUGCAAGAGACACAAUGUGAAUGCUGUCUUUUUACAGGACUAUACAGAUAAUUUUCUUCUCUUCAACCUUAGAAUCCUUUAUUUUAGUUUAGUUUUAGUAUUCUUACUUUCUGGCAAGUUUGGCUUUUUUUUUUUUUUCCUUUUUUUAAUAAUACAGCUGCACUAUUCUCAAUUACUGCACUGCGAACAGUGCCACAAGGAUAUUACAGCUCAGCUGUGAGAAGCCACUGAAUGUUAAGAUUUCUGUCCGAUUCGGCUGUCUACAAAAGAUCCGUCUGUUAAAGAAGCCCAAGUAUGUUUGUUGAUACCUUUCCAAACAGUAGCAACCUGGAAGAAUGGAAGGGAAUCAAAAACCAGGACAUCAUACUUUGUUCUUUGUGAAUGGGAAGGAACUGGGCCUGUGUUAUGUCUAACUGAGAUGCUGGAAAGCAAUUAACUAGUUGGUGAGAGUAGUUUGCUUCACUGCUUCGGCUUAUUGCUGGAGAAUGAACUGUGACAAGUUUAUAAUUCUAAAUAUGUGGUCAGUUUGUGACAUCUAUAAAAUUUUGUUUUCACUUGAGAAUAAAGUUGUUAUACACAAUAA